AUGUCAGAUUCAAUAACUAAUUAUGUACCAUUGAUAAGUGAUGAUCAAAAACAUCAAGUAGAAAUUGCAAAUUUAGAAGCAGAUCAUGUUGCUUUUAAACUAAGAUAUAGAUCAAAUUCUAUAAUAUCAGCUACAACAACUGAAGAUGAAAGACCAUUACCUUCAAUAAAAAUUUUAGGUACAGGUGGUACAAUUGCAUCAAAAGCUGAAUCAUCAAAAGCAACAGCUGGUUAUGAAGUAGAUGUUACUAUUGAAGAACUUGUUCGUAAUAUUCCAGAUUUAUCAACUACAUGUUUAAUUGAAUAUGAACAAGUAUUAAAUAUAGAUUCAACAGAAAUGAAUUUAAAAGAAUCAGCAAUAUUAAGAAAUCAAAUAGUUGAAGAUUUAAAAAAAUUUGAUGGAAUUGUAAUAACUCAUGGAACUGAUACAAUGGAAGAAACUGCAUUUUUCAUACAAUCUACUAUAAAUACUUCAAAACCAAUUGUAAUAUGUGGAAGUAUGAGACCAAGUACUGCAAUUUCAUCAGAUGGUCCAAUGAAUUUAUAUCAAGCUAUAGUAAUUGCUUCUAGUCCUGAUAGUUAUGAUAGAGGAGUAUUAAUAGCUUUAAAUGAUCGUAUUGGAGCAGGAUUUUAUAUAACUAAAUCAAAUGCGAAUUCAUUAGAUACUUUUAAAUCAAUUGGUCAAGGAUAUAUUGGAAAUUUUGUAAAUAAUGAAGUUAGAUUUUAUUAUCCACCUGCAAAACCUUUAGGAUUAACAUUUUUUGAUUUAAAACCAGUUUUUAAUUUACCUGAAGUACCUAUAGUUUAUGCACAUCAAGGUUUAAAUACUAAAAUAUUGGAAUUUACAAUUAAUAAUAUGAAUGCAAAAGGUUUAGUUAUUGCAACAAUGGGAGCAGGUUCAUUAUCAUCAGAAACUAAUAAAUAUUUAUCAUCAGUAGUUGAUAUAAAUUUUCCAAUAAUAUAUAGUAAAAGAUCAAUGGAUGGUAUGGUUCCAAUUGGUGCAUUACCUAAAAUUAAUGGUCGAGUAUUUGAAAAUGCAAUUGCUGGAGGUUAUUUAAAUCCUCAAAAGGCAAGAAUUUUAUUACAAUUAUGUUUAAAUGAAGGUUAUGAUUUGAAAAGAAUUAAAAAGGUAUUUAAAGGAGUUUGA
Lodderomyces pseudojiufengensis is the source of this 1146-nucleotide messenger RNA. Its product is annotated as asparaginase. Lineage: Eukaryota; Fungi; Ascomycota; Pichiomycetes; Serinales; Debaryomycetaceae. The transcript has a single exon. The coding region runs from base 1 to 1146 and encodes 381 amino acids. The record is from RefSeq and is a predicted model, not a curated record. Gene Ontology annotation, molecular function: asparaginase activity.